This is a messenger RNA of Anoplopoma fimbria (sablefish), 2766 nucleotides long. It is a transcript of the gene bicc2, whose product is annotated as bicaudal C homolog 2. The record is from RefSeq and is a predicted model, not a curated record. The transcript has 19 exons. Gene Ontology annotation, molecular function: protein binding; RNA binding. Gene Ontology annotation, cellular component: cytoplasm. Lineage: Eukaryota; Metazoa; Chordata; Actinopteri; Perciformes; Anoplopomatidae. The coding region runs from base 1 to 2766 and encodes 921 amino acids.
AUGGCCACCACCAUCACCGAGGAGAGCUCUCCGGUCCCGGCUACCAUAGCACCCCAGCAGCCUGACUUGGAAACUAGCGUAGAACCCGGCUCAGCAGUGAAGCCUGAGCCCAGCGAGGCCCGACGGGACAGAGAGGAAAAAGAGGAUGAGGAAGAGGAGGAAGUUGGCGGAAUCUCUGUUCAAGGGCAGGAAAAUGCAAAAGGGCAGAGUCUGGACCCGGAGUUGGUGGAGGAGAGGUUCAGGAUCGACAGGAAGAAGCUGGAGAACAUGUUGUAUGCUCCAAAGCAUGGAGAUGGUGAGACAGGAGAGGAGUUUUUUGAGAGAGUGAUGAGAGAAACUGACACUCAGGUGAGAUGGCCGUCCAAGCUGAAGAUUGGAGCCAAGUCAAAGAAAGAUCCACAUGUGAAGGUUGAAGGGAAGAGAGCCAAUGUUUUGGAAGCCAAAAAGAAGAUAUUAGAAGUGCUGGAAACCAGGGUCAACAAGGUGACUUUAAAGAUGGACGUGGCCUACACAGAGCACUCCCACGUCAUUGGUAAAGGUGGUGGAAACAUCAAAAAGGUGAUGGAGGUCACAUCGUGUCACAUCCAUUUCCCCGACUCCAACCGUCACAACGGUACGGGAGAAAAAAGCAACCAGGUCUCCAUCGCUGGACCCAUAGAUGGAGUGGAGGAAGCCCGGAGGAGGAUAAGAGACCUGCAGCCAUUGUCCUUGACCUUUGACCUCCCAGUCAGCCUUGUGCCCCAGGCUCUGCCAGAUGCAGGCUCCCCACUCAUCCAGCAGGUCGUGCAGACGUUGGGGGUCAGUGUGAGCUUCAGGGCCGUGCCACCUCAUCCUCAGGCACAACCCAACUUCUAUGAAAGCUGCUGCACCGUCUGGGGCCUGCAGGGCAACGCAGCUGCUGUCAAGAAGGCAACCUGCAUCCUGAUGGACCUGUUGCUGGGGUCAGAGGUCACAAGCGGCAUAGUGAGCAGCCAGAUGGAUGUCACCUCCCAGCAGCAUCUCUUCCUGUUGGGGCAGAACGGAGCUCACUUCCUGAGCGUCAUGCACCAGACCCAGACCCAGAUCAUCCUACCAGACCUCAGUGCUCCUCAGAGCCCUCCGUCACUGCUCAUCCAGGGCAGCCCAGACGGAGUGUGCCUGGCUCGGCAGCAGCUCAUGGACUGUCUGCCUGUGUGUUUGAUGUUUGACAUGCGCGAAGACGGGGAGGCAGAUACUUGUAAACUGGCUCAGAUGAUGCAAAACCUGGGAGUCUUCAUUAGUGUCAAGCCCAAAGUGAAACAGACCAGCAAGUCAGUGGUGGUGAAAGGUCUGGAAAGGAACAUCUCCUGUCUUUAUGAGGCCCGCCGUCUGCUACUCGGGUUGGAUUCUUGUGAGACUGCCAAGGUAACGGAGAUGACCCCUGACCCCAAGCUUGCCGACAGCGGGCUGGCCAGCUAUUGGCUCAACAUGUUGCUGCAGCAACUUCGUCUCUCCGAGCAGGGCUCCGCGCCAGCGAUCACUCCAGAGCUGCUGACUGGUAUUAAGCUCCGCCCCUCACCUCCACCAGGUCUCACCCAUCACGCUGAUGAGGGGAGGACAGGACUGAAGGGAACAGACAGCCGGCCGCUGGAGAAGAUCCUAGAAAAUGAGGACCAGUGUGGCCAAUCAGAGGAUGAGAGCUCUAAGGUUGUGGUGAUGUCAUCAUCUGAGGUGUCUGAUGCAGUCAGCAGCAUCUACAGGGUGGGACUGAUGGGGCGGAGGGGGAGUCUGCAGAGUCCUGAAAUACCCAAGGUUUUCAACCACGGCAGACGCCAUUCAACAGGGCAGGCGCUGACAUACAGAUUGCUGAACACAGAGAACGAGGGAGUGAGGAGUGAGCGAAGGAACAGCCUGAGGAGAGAUUUGGCGAUGGCUCAGGAUGUUCGCGCUGACUCAUCCACGGCUGAGGAUUAUGACUAUGAGAGGAAGAAACUGAUGGCAACCAGAGCCAUGCAGAGAACGCCUGUGGUCACAGAGGUCCAGACGCCCACUGACACCUGGAGUGGCCUCGGCUUCUCCAAGUCUAUGCCAGCCGAGGCCAUCAAGGAGCUCCGCAACAUCAGCCGACGCAGCUUCAAACCCUACAUGAGCAUCAGCCAAAGCCAGCAACAGUCAUGGGCUGCUCAGAUGGCAAAGGUGUGUAAUGCAAGCGACUGCGACAACUGGAGGGACAGACGUGGAUCCACAUAUUCAUCCCUUCCUGUCUCAUCCUCCUCCUCCUCCUCUUCCUCCUCCUCCCCCUCCUCACCCCCGAAUACUUUUACCUCUUCCACCUCCUCCUUCCCCGCAUUUGCAUCCUCAAUGAAUAGAAGCAGGAAUGACAAACCCUCCGAGAGCUUCCCGGGCAGCAGCAGCUACUUUGAAGGCGUGUGCUCAUCGAGGAGGGCGUCAACCUGCAGUCAGCGGAGCCCCUCCCCUCAAAUGAUAGACGACCUGCCUGAGCUGCUCAGCCACCUGCCUGAGCUGCUCAGCCAACUUGGCCUAAUCAAAUACAUUGACGUGUUUGAACAACAAGAGAUUGACUACCAGACAUUCCUCACUCUGUCUGAUGAGGAUCUGAAGGAAGUGGGCAUCUCCACCUUUGGAGCCAGGCGCAAGAUGUUAUUGGCAAUCUCAGACCUGAACAGGAGCAAGAGGAGGCUGUCAGAUACACCUGCAGUGAAGCCUGGCUACUUGGAGGGUGGUGCUAGCGGCCGGCUACCGCGAAUCAUGGAUCUAGAAGUUGCGGCUCAGAGUAAUGGCUGGUGA